AUGGUGGAGCGGUUGAAUUUGUCCUUGGAAGCCGUGUCCGAAUGGGGCGAGGCCAACUUGGUUGGAUUCAACGCCACCAAAACACAGGCGUGCCUAUUCACCGCAAAACGGAGCCAGUUCACCUUGGCUCCCACUUUCCGGAAUGUGUCCCUUCCCGUGACCAACCGUCUUGAGCUUCUUGGUCUAAGUCUAAAAUCGAACCUAAACUUCGGGUCGACUAUUGAGUCCAGGGCUAAAACUGCUGCCAAGAAACUUGGUGUCCUAUUUAAGGUGAGGCGGUACUUCACGCCGAGUCAGCUUCUCUCCUUAUACCAAGCACAGGUCCGUUCGUGCAUGGAAUACUGCUGCCACCUUUGGGACGGUUCCGCCAAGUAUCAGCUGGCGGCCCUGGACUCAAUAGAGCGCCGGGCUCAUAGACUUUUAGGCGAUGACCCAGCUGUCAAAUCGAAGUUACAGAGCCUCGAUCAUCGCCGAAGAGUCGCAUGUCUAUCGGUGUUCUAUCGGAUACAUUCUGGAGAGUGCGCACAAGAGCUGCAUGACCUGAUCCCACCAUCCCCUUUCCAUCAUCGGACAUCCAGGCGCGGGGAGCGAAUGCACCCGUUCGUGAGAUAA
Cydia fagiglandana is the source of this 612-nucleotide messenger RNA. RefSeq lists its product as uncharacterized. Lineage: Eukaryota; Metazoa; Arthropoda; Insecta; Lepidoptera; Tortricidae. Bases 1 to 612 code for a protein of 203 amino acids. The transcript is spliced from 2 exons. The record is from RefSeq and is a predicted model, not a curated record.